Penicillium bovifimosum is the source of this 330-nucleotide messenger RNA. RefSeq lists its product as uncharacterized. The record is from RefSeq and is a predicted model, not a curated record. Lineage: Eukaryota; Fungi; Ascomycota; Eurotiomycetes; Eurotiales; Aspergillaceae. Bases 1 to 330 code for a protein of 109 amino acids. The transcript has a single exon.
AUGGAAGGCAACCCUGUCGACGGUCGGACAUGCAAUAUCAUCUACGAGGAUGACGACCCGCACUCCGAAUUGCGUCUCAUCCUUGACGAGGAGGGCAAUGUCGUGGACAUGUAUAUGGGCGACCCAGAGGCUGGCUUGUGGACAAGAGAGGCGGUCAAAAGCUCCAGUUCUGAUGCUGUGACUGUUGAUCCCAUCACCGUCACUGUCACGACGGGUGUUGCCGCGAGCAGCGAGUCUCGGCCCACUGUGAUAUUCCCUGCCAGUACCGUUGGCCAGCAGACGGAAUCGGGAAGCGUGGUGACACCGGCGCCGUAUGUUUACGGUCUUUGA